Messenger RNA from Melitaea cinxia (Glanville fritillary), 508 nucleotides. Its product is annotated as glycine-rich protein 23-like. Lineage: Eukaryota; Metazoa; Arthropoda; Insecta; Lepidoptera; Nymphalidae. The transcript is spliced from 2 exons. The coding region runs from base 77 to 442 and encodes 121 amino acids. The record is from RefSeq and is a predicted model, not a curated record.
AGCGUUGUCAUGUAUAACGUAUAAAUAGGUUGUGUCCACUGACCAGAGAUCAUAUUGUCCAGUAUAAGAUAUCAACAUGAACGUUCUAGCAUGUGUAGGCCUCCUGAUAUGCGUGUACACAGCAUAUGCAUCAGCUCUUCCUACUCCGGUAGACGAAUCCUCAGUUAAAGUAACAGCUGAGGCAGUUGGGGAAGAUUUGACUCCAGAUGAGUCCCGUUGGGGCGGCUAUGGAGGCGGUUACGGAUUAGGAGGCGGAUGGGGAGGUAGUCCCGGCUGGGGUGGCCAUCAUGGCUGGGGUGGUGGCUACGGCGGUGGACUCGGACACGGAUUUGGUGGUGGAUAUGGGGGUGGAUAUGGGGGAGGAUAUGGGGGAGGAUUUGGGGGUGGAUAUGGAGGUGGAUUUGGUGGCGGCUACGGCGGUGGUUACGGUUGGGGAAAAUAAUACUCAUAGUUUUCAUACGUUCAUAUUUCUACUGUUAUUUUUCUUAGUAAUAAAUUUGUAAAAAUA